Molecule: messenger RNA, 843 nt
Organism: Lindgomyces ingoldianus
Lineage: Eukaryota; Fungi; Ascomycota; Dothideomycetes; Pleosporales; Lindgomycetaceae
Exons: 9
Coding region: 1-843 (280 amino acids)
Source: RefSeq, a predicted model, not a curated record
AUGCCAAUUCGGCCUGCUGAUGGAUCUGCGCCCUUGUCAGGUUCUGGCCCUGCGCGAAUUCCACUAGUAGGCCUAAAUUACGGGUCAAGACCGUGGAGAGUUCGUCAUGUGUGGCGUAGUCAGGGGCAUGAGGAUCCAAAGUUAAGGUUUGACCUUCCCGCAGCCCCGCCGAGUAGUGAUCCGAAUGGAUUGCAUAUCCAAUAUCGUCGCAGGGGAAUAGAGAGACUGAAGCAACAUUCUGAGCUCAUCGCAUUUGCCAAUAACGGCGUCUACGGCGCGGUAAACUGUUCCAGUCCAGUGAACAUUUUCGAGCUUGUUCGGUCGUGGGUUGAGGAUCACUACGCACGGCCUUUCCAAAUCGCAGAACUGCAGAAGAAGACACAACGAGAUGCGGGGAAGCCAAGGCCAGACUAUCACGUGACUAUCUCCUUGGAAUUGCGCAUACUGCCGACGAUUCAGCAUUUCGCCGGCACUUUUCUUGUCCAAACAAAUUGGAACAGAGUCCGAUUCUCUCCGCCAGUUGCAGAUCCAGACACCACAGGAGAAUACUACGUGUUGCCUGAUUCUGCUUGGGCCCGGGAUGUAGAGCCAGGGUUCCCUGCACCAGCACGCCUUGGUACUUCGGGAUCGAUUUCAUUCGAAUACAAUCAUGCAUUUCUUAAAGUCUUCGACCCUGAAAAAGAAAAUGCUGGCAUUGAUGCUGGCACAUUGGUUAAGGGAACUCCGCACGUAAAGAGACUGGCCAUCGAUCCAGUGGAAAUGGGCGACGAUAAUCAGAACCACCUCGACUAUCCAAACAAGGUUUAUGCCGCUGUGGGAUUUCCAAGGGAAUUGAUAAGCUAA